AUGGCCGCGUCGGAGGACGGGAGCGGCUGCCUCGUGUCGCGGGGCCGCUCGCAGAGUGACCCCAGCGUCCUCACCGACUCCUCGGCCACCACCUCCGCGGACGCAGGGGACAACCCAGAUGAGAUGGACCAAACUCCCCCAGUGCGUUCCGAGUAUCUGGUCUCAGGGAUUCGCACUCCCCCCGUGAGGAGGAACAGCAAGCUGGCCACCCUGGGCAGGAUCUUCAAGCCCUGGAAAUGGAGGAAAAAGAAAAAUGAAAAGCUGAAGCAAACGACGUCAGCGCUGGAGAAGAAGAUGGCUGGCAGGCAAGGCCGGGAGGAGCUCAUCAAGAAGGAACUGCUGGAGAUGAUGGAGCAGGAUACUGAAAGCAAAUCCUGCAACCCCGAAGGAGGCCCUCGAUCCACACAGAGCGAACCGUCCACCCCCAGGCAGGAGAUGCUGACUUCUGAAGAUGCCCAGCCAGGAAGCCCCUUGGCCACCACACCAGACCAGGCUUCCCUGGAGGAGCUGCCGCCUGCGGACACCCCUUUGGAUGAUGCAGCCAAGAUGCUGUCAACAUCCAGUGGGGAAGAAGCAGAUGCCGGCAGCCUCCUGCCCACCUCCAACGAGCUCGCUCAAGCCUUAGCUGGGGCCGAUGCCCUGGACAGUCCUCCCAGACCUCCGGAGAGAUCCGCAGGCCAGCUGCCCAGCCCCCCACUGCUGCCCGCUCCGCCACCCAAGGCAAGCUCCAAAGUCACAAAAAAUGUCACAGGCCAAGCUGCGCUCUUCCAAGGCUCCAGUGUGAGGAGUCCUGACCCUCCCCUCCGUGGACAGCUUUCCACACCCACGGGGUCUCCACAUCUCACCACCGUCCACCGGCCGCUGCCCCCCAGCCGUGUCAUUGAGGAGCUGCACCGGGCGCUGGCCACGAAGCACCGUCAGGACAGUUUCCAAGGAAGGGAAAAUAGAGGGUCCCCGAAGAAACGGGCGGACGUCCGUCUGUCAAGAACAUCCAGCGUGGAGCGGGGCAGGGAGCGGGAGGAGGCGUGGGGCUGCGACAUGGCCCCGGAGAGCAAGCGGGCUGCAGCCAGCGAGUCCGAGGAGAACAAGGAAAACCUGCUCGUGAGUCCCGAGCUCAAAGACGACUUGCUCUUGUAUCAGGAUGAAGAGGCACUGAACGACUCCAUAAUCUCUGGAACAUUGCCCAGGAAAUGCAAGAAGGAGCUCCUGGCUGUGAAGCUGAGGAACCGGCCGAGCAAACAGGAAUUGGAGGACCGGAAUAUUUUCCCCAGGAGGACUGAUGAGGAGAGACAGGAAAUCCGGCAGCAGAUUGAAAUGAAGCUCUCCAAACGGCUGAGCCAAAGACCUGCUGUGGAGGAGCUGGAGAGAAGAAAUAUCUUGAAACAAAGGAAUGAUCAGACAGAGCAGGAAGAAAGAAGAGAAAUCAAGCAAAGAUUGACAAGAAAGCUUAAUCAGAGACCCACCGUUGAUGAAUUAAGAGACAGAAAAAUCCUGAUACGAUUCAGUGACUAUGUAGAAGUAGCAAAAGCGCAAGACUAUGACAGGAGAGCAGACAAACCCUGGACAAGACUGUCAGCAGCAGAUAAGGCAGCAAUUCGUAAAGAAUUAAAUGAAUACAAAAGUAAUGAAAUGGAGGUACAUGCAUCAAGCAAGCAUUUGACAAGGUCAGAUUUCCGUUGGUAUGAAUUUUAUGAUACUUAA
Cynocephalus volans (Philippine flying lemur) is the source of this 1701-nucleotide messenger RNA. RefSeq names its product phosphatase and actin regulator 3 (gene PHACTR3). The transcript is spliced from 12 exons. Bases 1 to 1701 code for a protein of 566 amino acids. The record is from RefSeq and is a predicted model, not a curated record. NCBI's taxonomy places the organism in Eukaryota, Metazoa, Chordata, Mammalia, Dermoptera, Cynocephalidae. Gene Ontology annotation, biological process: actin cytoskeleton organization. Gene Ontology annotation, molecular function: actin binding.